Gorilla gorilla gorilla (western lowland gorilla) is the source of this 618-nucleotide messenger RNA. RefSeq lists its product as uncharacterized. The record is from RefSeq and is a predicted model, not a curated record. Bases 1 to 618 code for a protein of 205 amino acids. Lineage: Eukaryota; Metazoa; Chordata; Mammalia; Primates; Hominidae. The transcript has a single exon.
AUGAGGGAGCCACUGACACGCCCCUGUAAGGCAGCCUCCCUGAGCGAGCAGGAGCAGGUCAGGGGUGAGUGUGGAAUGAUGACAGCCCAGGGCAUCCUAGGCCCCCGGGGAAAGAGCAAGCUCCCUGUGCUUCCUGACCUCCGCCUCAUUUGCGGAUACACGUGCUCAUGUCGGGAGACACCUGGAGUCAUGUCAACUCCUGUCCCCCAUUCUGCAGGUCCACAAGUCACCAGGUUCCAUUCCCCUUCCCCUCCACAUAUCUCAGAGCUGUCACAGACUCUCCAUGCCCCAUUUCAGGGGUCUUGGCCCAGGCCUUGUCAUGCCUUAUCUGGACCAAGAGCAGUGGUCCCCAACCAGCUCCACCCAGGUACCCCCUGCCCUGCCCAUGUCCCCCACAGUUGCACCAUGCCUGCUGGCACCUGCCCUCUCUUCACUGGUGCACCAGCAGCUGCAGAGGCAGGGCUGAACCCUGGGCCCGCUCUCAGGGCCCCCACCUCCUGCUCAUCCUCCACAUGGCCCAAGCCCUUCAUGACUGUUUGCCUCUUGCCCACAUCUUCCAUGUUGACGUCGCCUGGGACUGGAGGAUGCAUCAGAGCACGGAUCCUUGAGCCAGCUUAA